Sporisorium graminicola is the source of this 1038-nucleotide messenger RNA. RefSeq lists its product as uncharacterized. Lineage: Eukaryota; Fungi; Basidiomycota; Ustilaginomycetes; Ustilaginales; Ustilaginaceae. Gene Ontology annotation, molecular function: adenosine kinase activity. The transcript has a single exon. Bases 1 to 1038 code for a protein of 345 amino acids. Gene Ontology annotation, cellular component: nucleus; cytosol. The record is from RefSeq and is a predicted model, not a curated record. Gene Ontology annotation, biological process: purine ribonucleoside salvage.
AUGGCAGGAGGAAACUUUGAACUCGUAGCGCUCGGCAACCCGCUGCUCGACAUGCAGAUCCGCAACGGUGAAGCCAUGCUCGAGAAAUACGGCCUCAAGCCCAACGAUGCCGUGCUCGCCGACGAGAAGCAACUCGCUAUCUACCAGGACCUGGUGGACAACUACGACGUGACCUACGUCGCCGGUGGUGCUGCCCAGAACGCUGCCCGUUGUGCUCAGUACGUGCUCCCCGCCAACUCGACGGCUUACCUCGGUUGUGUCGGCAAGGAUGACCUCGCCAAGCAGCUGCAGGCCGCCAACGACAAGGAGGGGCUCAAGUCGAUCUACCAGUUCAGCGACGACCAGCCUACCGGUUCGUGUGCUGUCAUCAUCACUGGCCACAACCGCUCUCUCUGCACUAACCUUGGCGCGGCCGAGAAGUUCGACAAGUCGCACCUCGAGACUGCCGAGGCUCAGAAGGCUAUCAAGAACGCCAAGAUCUUCUACCUCGGCGGCUUCUUCCUGACCCACGGUAUCGAGUCCGCCCUCGUCCUCGCCAAAGAGGCCAAGUCGCGCAACGUUUCGUUCACCAUGAACCUGUCCGCUCCCUUCAUCCCUCAAUUCUUCACCGCGCAGGUCGACCAGGUUGUUCCCUACGCCGACGUCAUCUUCGGCAACGAGACCGAGGCCGAAGCCUGGGCCGAGGCACACAAGCUCGAGUCCAAGGACCUCAAGACCAUCGCCCAGGCCAUCGCUGAUUUCGAGGCUGUCACCACCAAGGCCGAGUCGCGUGUCGUCAUUAUCACCCAGGGCUCGCAGCCUACCAUCAUCGCCAAACGCGGUGACAAGGAGCAGCACGUGCACGAGACGCCCAAGAUCAACCCGGCCGACAUUGUCGACACCAACGGCGCUGGUGACGCUUUCGCCGGCGGUGUAAUCGGCGCCCUUGUGCUCGGAAAGUCUAUCGAUGAGGCUAUCGAGGUCGGUCACAAGCUCGGCGGCAUGUGCAUUGGCCAGGUCGGUCCCAUCCUCAAGUUCCCCAAGGAAAACGUUCUCUAG